AGAAAUCACUGCAGCAGAUAAAGUAGAGAUGCGUCACAUUCUAGUCCGCAGAAAACAUAGAUUUCCCGAAGAGGAAGAGGAAGAGGAAGAGGAAGAGGAAGAGGAAGAGGAAGAGGAAGAGGAAGACGAAGACGAAGACGAAGAUCCUUUGCAUUGCAGUUUCUGGGAGGGAGAGAAAGAGAGACAGAAAGAGAUGCAAUUUGAGGCUGUUCGGCUGAGCAUUUUUUCAAGUAGUUUUGAAGUUAAAAAUUGUAAAAUCUUUGUUUUCUUUUGAGCUUAAAUUUGUUAGAGGGAAACUUGAUUUUUAGUAAAAUAAAGUAAUUUUCUAAGU
Molecule: messenger RNA, 331 nt
Organism: Rubroshorea leprosula
Lineage: Eukaryota; Viridiplantae; Streptophyta; Magnoliopsida; Malvales; Dipterocarpaceae
Source: the annotation of a GenBank genome assembly